CUUAGUUGGGAGAAGAGUAUCUACUUCUUGAACGCACCUGUGCCAUCCAUUAGUCAGACUGUGACAACCACUUGUUCAAGGAGAACAGCAACAUAUUUUUUUACUUCGUGUUCUUCUGAGAUCCAAAAUUACAGCAAUGGACAAUCGAAGCAGAGUUGUGUUCGCAGUCGUCAUGGUAAUGGCGUGCAUGGGAAUGAGAGCUGAGGCACAGAUCCCCACAACAGCUCCAAAUACAACAAAUACAACUCUUUCACUAAACAUCUCAAGGGCAAAUUGUGGAACCUCACAGUUCUGUGCUGCUCAGCCAGCAGGCUGUGACCCAUCUGUGUCUGGAUCCUGUUUCUUCGUCUCAACCAGUUUAAUCUCGGGACAGAACAUUUCCUUCCAGCUUCAAGGACAAUCCAGUGGCUACGUCGCUGUAGGGUUGUCCAGAACCAAUACAACGGGACAAAAUGACUCUGUCUAUGUGUGUGCUAACAUCAACAACAACGUUAAUUUCUCUUCCAAUCUUUACAACAACGGAACUCUGACUCCGAACAACACGCUGCCCUCUAACCUGGUGACUGGCUCAGUCAGUGGUCAGACCAUCCAGUGCAUGUUCUCUGCUACAGUCCCCGAUGCUACUUCCACCAAGAGCAGCAGUACCUCCUUUUUCAUUUCCAUCUACAACGGGACCGUGUCUAAUGGGGUGCUAGGUAGUCCUAAUGCUAUAUUUACAAGCACUGAAGCCGUGGACCUGUCCAAACCCAAUGCGAACAACAGCAACAGUUCUACAACAGCCUCACCAACCACCACAGCUAACCACGCUUUUUGUCUACAACGCACCCUGUCUCAAGCUCUGCUGAUCCUGCUUGGUGGACUAGUUUUCAUCAUGCUGUAAUGUGGAUCUCAGUAGUACACCACUUCACAUUCAGGAAUCCUGGACCUCUAUGGUUACUGAAGCCAACCAGGCUGGGUUCCCAAGAAUGAAACUCCUUCUGAGCAUGGGUAGUAAGACAUUAUCCAACAGAAUGAAUUCAGUAAUAUAAGAUUAAUGUUGUGUUUAUAGUCAAGGCCUUUUAAGGUACUUUUCAUCAUUAUUUAACCUCAUCAUCUUCGGCAUUACAACAUCAACAUCUCUUCAAUUCAGUGCCUGCAUAACAUAAAAAACUGUUGUGUUGAUGUUGUGUUGAGAACAUGAAUAUGAGGUAUAGACCUAAGACAUCCAACAAACAAGUUAUUUAUUUGAGCCCAGUCAUUUUCAUAUUCAUCGUAGCUGAUGUCAAGUUAUGUUGAAUGUCUUAGGUGUAUACCUAAGGAUGACAAGUAUGAAUUUGUGUGUGUGUAUGUGUGAAGUGUAACUAUUCGCUUACACAUUUGUGUCUAAUGAAGCCAAAAGUUGGCAGAAGCUGAUACUUGUGUGUGUAAUUCUGUUUGUGUGUCUGAUAAAGUACCAACAUUUUUUCUUUCUGA
This is a messenger RNA of Esox lucius (northern pike), 1452 nucleotides long. RefSeq names its product putative ferric-chelate reductase 1. NCBI's taxonomy places the organism in Eukaryota, Metazoa, Chordata, Actinopteri, Esociformes, Esocidae. Bases 137 to 880 code for a protein of 247 amino acids. Gene Ontology annotation, biological process: regulation of glutamate receptor signaling pathway. The transcript is spliced from 7 exons. The record is from RefSeq and is a predicted model, not a curated record.